CGAUAGACGCCGCACACAAACCGAGUUGGGAUUUCGUUGUAAUUGCUGGUCAUUUUUCACGGCUGUGCGACUAAUUAAAUUUAACAAGAGAGCCUUAAUAAAUAAGUGCUAAAGACCAGACGCAGCGCGCAGUAAUUCAAAUCAUCUAGAAGAUCUCGUCAAACAAAAUGUAAAUUCCUGGCGUGGGGUUGAUCAUAGCGCAUACAUAUACCCAUGUGUACGUGUGUGUAUUUCCAUUGUAAUCUAAAGCACGAGUGAAUUUACGUGCGUUAAAUUUAAACGAAAAUUUAAAAAAAUAUUUCGAGAUAUUGCAACAAAGGCAGUAUUAAAUCGAUUUCGGGUGCAUGUGCUUGUGUGCAGAAUGUUUGCAUGUGUUUGUUGCAAAUGUAAGAAGAAGUAGCCACUCACGCGCUACUCUCUUCCUUUCUCUCUCUCUCUCCACCCCCUCCCCCAUUAUCUCCUCAAGGAGCUGAAAGUUGUAGCCGCACUACAUUCAAAAGUUUCCAAAAGUCUGCUUGCUGGCAGUAGUAAAAAGAAGACUUAAAAACAAAAACAUCACUUAUUAAAAUCAGUGAUAUUCAGAAAGAACUCCAAACGCUACGUGGCAGAGGCGAAUCACCGGCGCAGCAAUACCAGCAGCAGAUAACCAGCCGUCAGUCCAAUUUCUCUACCUUAGAACUCGAGCGCAUUUGCCGCUUGCGGGGCGACCAAAUGCAUAGACAACAUAUGUCGCAUCCACGAGCAGUCCAAGAUCAAGAGUUGCGACCCCGACCGUUCGUUGCAUAUUACAUACGCUCAUAGAGGGCGGUCACUCACAUAGAGCAGCCAGAGUCCUUGCACUUGGGCAAGGAUCCAGGGAGAAACAAAGUGCUCAGAAAGAAGAAGCAGCAGUACAGGAUUUUAAGCUCCGCCAAGAACAGAGCAACAAAAAAGAUGAUGAAACGCACCCGCGUAGACGAGGUGCAAUUUGGCACACGACCCGUUCCUCAGACCUCAGGAGGUGUGGGUGUUGGUGUCGUCGGCGUAGCUGGAGGUGGGCCAACAUCCGGCGGCGGUGGCACUGCUACUGUGGGCGUCAAUACGACGGGCGUUACCAUUGGUACCGUCGUGCCCAGUGCUCAUAACGCCACCAUCAGCGGGAUCGGUUCCAUUCACCAUCGCAUCCUUACUCCACAGCAUGGAGGAGCACAGACCAUUGCCUAUUUGCCGUCCACCACGCCGACGGCUACGAAUUUGAAGACCACAAGUUCGAUUGUGGAUAGCACUACCGCUGGAGGACCAGUAGGAGCAGGAUCCCAGGUGGCCGUAGGAGUUGGUUCUGCAGCCGGCGGAGGAGGCGUGGUGGUCUCCACAGGGAGCACGGGAACGCAAACAUUACAGUAUACAACAUCUUAUAGUGUGGCUUCGAUACAGGCUGGUGGAACUCUGAAAGCCAACACAGCGGAUGGCGCGAACACGGUACAGAUUCAUGUCACAGGAGGAGGAGCUGCGAACAAUCCUGCCAGUGCACAGACUGUAUCCAGCAGCUCACAAACGGGCACAAUCCGUCAGCGUACAAUCAGCGGCACCCAGACAGUGGCGACUGCGGUGGGCAAUCUAGCCACGAUUUCCCAGCAACAACCAGUUCAACAGUCACCUUUGGGCAAGGCCCAAACUCCUCCAUCGUCCGUGGUUGCCAACAGUAUCCCAGUGGGUGGAACCACCCCACCACAAGGACAGUCGGGAAAUGCCACGCCACGCUUAAAAGUGGAGGAUGCAUUGAGCUACCUGGACCAAGUAAAGUACCAGUAUGCAGACCAGCCGCAAAUCUACAACAACUUCCUCGACAUCAUGAAGGAAUUCAAGUCGCACUGCAUCGACACACCCGGAGUGAUUGAGCGAGUCUCCACACUCUUCAAGGGGCACACAGAGCUGAUAUACGGCUUCAACAUGUUCUUGCCUCCGGGUUACAAGAUCGAAAUUCAUUCGGAUGCUCUUGGCUGUUCGGUGCCGGUGGUUUCGAUGCCCUCACCACCGGGAGCGCCAACGAGCACAGGAACGGUGCACAUGCUUACCGGAAAUAGCUCGAUGUCCGGUGCCGGACAUAUCGCCAUAAAGACGAACAAUGCUGCAACUUUAACACCGGCAACAGGGGCUGGAGCAGCGGCCGCAGCAGCAGCUGUGGCUCAGAUUCAAUCCGCUGGAGCUGUAAAUCUUAUGACCCACGGCGGAGCCUCGCUUACCCAGACCACUAUUCAUGCCUUGCAACAGGCGACGCCUCCUCAAUCACAAUCUCCAGGCGGUGGUCAUGUACACGUGAGUGUAACAAACUCUACGGCGACAAACGCCGUAGUGCCCGGACAGCCAGGCAUCUCCGUAUCGGCGCACAAUGUACCGCAGAACUACUCGAGAGAUCGAGAAAGGGCCACCAUAACACCUACUGGGCAAGUGGCUGGGGCUGCGGCAAACGUGAAUGCGUCUGCUAGUAUAGUUGUCGGUGGACCUCCAACGCCCAAUUCUCUAAGUGAGCUUAGCCCUCAUGGAGGAGCAGGAGGUGGGCCAGGUGCGGGAGCGGCGCAGCACAAUCUGCAUCACAUCCAGCAGGCGCAUCAAUCGAUUUUGCUUGGGGAGACGGGACAGCAGAAUCAGCCGGUGGAGUUCAAUCACGCCAUAACCUAUGUAAAUAAGAUCAAGAAUCGUUUCCAAAACCAGCCGGCCAAGUACAAGAAAUUCCUCGAAAUUCUGCACGCCUAUCAGAAGGAGCAAAAGGUGAUGAAGGAGGGCAGCCUGAACCAGGGUAAAAUGCUCACCGAACAGGAGGUGUACACGCAGGUGGCUAAGCUUUUUGGCCAGGAUGAGGAUUUGCUUAGAGAGUUUGGCCAGUUUCUUCCUGAUGCCACCAACCAGUCCGGACAGUACAUGUCCAAGUCAGCAUCUGUGCACAAUGAUCAUGGCAAGCGUCCCACGGCUACUUUGAGCGGUGGAGCUCACAUAACCAUGUCGUCUGCUUCGCCAGCGCCAAGUGGAUCCCCUCUGCAUUUGGGUGCAACGACUCUUCCUCAGAUCGACAAUAGCGCCCAUGCAGCGGCUAUAGGAAACCUUUCGGCGGUGAACACCAGUGUCAGCAUUAAGACGUACAAUAAUAAUCAGCAACAGCAGAAUCAUGUGAUCGGUUCAGGCCUGAGUGCGACGCGGAACGAUAUUCUCUUUGAGAAGGACUAUCACGCGGGUCUGCAGCAGCAAGCGCAUCAGCGAGGAGCUGGAGUUGGAGCCCAUCAUCAUUUGGCCGGAACUGGAGCGGGCGCCAAUAUCGGGCGGCCUGGAGUGGGAGCCAGCGUGAUGGUGUCGUACGAUAAGGAGCACCGAAAUAAUCAUCAUGUGCAAAAGUACGUUGGCCAUGUGCCAAACCAGAAUCUAACGCACGGUCAUAACGCAAAGAAAUCGCCAAGUUAUGGCAUCCCUUCGGUGAUUGGUUCCAUGCCGCACAUUUCGGACAAUUCCCUCGACCGCAGUUCGCCGGGAAUUAGUUACGCCACGUCACCAUUGUCCUCUGGUCCACAUGGACAGCAUAACUCUGGUUCAGCUACGAGGAGGCCGGGUGAUGACAGUUUAGUCGGACACUAUUCUAGUGGAGCGCCGCCUGCUAAGCGACCGAAGCCUUAUUGUCGCGAUGUCAGCUUUUCCGAAGCAUCGACCAAGUGCACCAUCUCCGACGCCGCGUUCUUUGACAAGGUGCGCAAGGCGUUAAGAAGUCCAGAGGUCUACGACAACUUCCUGCGAUGCCUGACCCUUUUUAACCAGGAAAUUGUCUCCAAAACGGAACUUCUUGGUCUGGUAUCACCGUUCUUGAUGAAGUUCCCCGACCUGCUGAGAUGGUUCACCGACUUUCUGGGACCGCCCUCUGGUCAACCUGCUGGAGGAUUGAUUGACGGCAUGCCCUUAGCCGCAACGCAACGUCAGGGAGGUGGAAGUAGUAAUAGUUCCCAUGAUCGAGGUAGCAGUCACCAGAGUGCCGCCGAGUACGUCCAGGAUGUGGAUCUGUCUUCGUGCAAGCGGCUGGGUGCAUCCUAUUGUGCUUUGCCGCAGACCACAGUACCUAAGAAGUGCAGCGGACGGACGGCUCUCUGCCGGGAAGUGCUCAACGACAAAUGGGUAUCGUUCCCGACGUGGGCCAGCGAGGAUUCCACUUUUGUUACAUCGCGAAAAACUCAGUUCGAGGAGACAAUUUACCGGAAUAUUCACAGAACGGAGGACGAGCGAUUCGAGCUGGACCUGGUCAUCGAGGUUAAUAGUGCUACGAUUCGAGUGCUGGAGAACUUACAAAAGAAAAUGUCACGAAUGUCCACCGAAGAAUUGAGCAAAUUCCAUCUGGACGAUCAUCUGGGCGGCACAUCCCAAACGAUACACCAGCGGGCCAUUCAUCGCAUCUACGGCGACAAGUCGGGAGAAAUAAUCACGGGAAUGAAGAAAAAUCCGUUUGUGGCGGUGCCUAUUGUACUGAAGCGACUGAAAGUCAAGGAGGAGGAGUGGCGAGAAGCGCAAAAGACCUUCAAUAAGCAAUGGCGGGAACAGAACGAGAAGUACUACCUCAAGUCUCUCGAUCACCAGGCCAUCAACUUCAAGCCCAACGACAUGAAAGCCCUGCGCUCAAAGAGUCUGUUUAACGAAAUCGAGACGCUGUACGAUGAGCGGCAUGACCAAGAGGACGACGCCAUGGAACCGUUUGGGCCGCAUCUGGUGCUGCCCUACAAGGACAAAACCAUUCUGGACGAUGCCGCCAACCUGCUGAUUCAUCAUGUGAAGCGCCAGACUGGCAUCCAGAAGCAGGAGAAGCAAAAGAUUAAGCAGAUCAUCCGACAAUUUGUGCCUGACCUUUUCUUCGCGCCACGACAGCCACUAAGCGACGACGAACGCGAUGACGCCUUUCCAUUUUUGGUAGAUGACAAUACGAAAAUGGACGUGGACUCGCCACUGGGUCGCACGGAGUCUUCGACUCGAAAUGCCAAGAGUACGCCCAGUGAAAGUGCCUCUCCAGCGCGUAGCAAUGCAAGCAGUAGCAGCGGAACACCAGCGGGCAUUAAGAAAGAGACUGAUGACUCCAAAGCGACGACUGGAUCUUCUGCAGCGUCCACGUUAACGGGAUCUUCAGCGACGCCUGUGGACGAUGCAACGCCAUCAACAUCCUCAGCAGCGGCGGCAGCAUCAGCGGCAUCGUCAACUGUUUCAGGAGCCGAAGGCAAGCCAAAGGAUGACCCCCUUUCGUCGCACAAAGAGGAAGGAGCCGGUAGCACCAGCUCUGGAGCUGCCACGAGUCCCAGGCAAGCCCAAGACACUGCAGGAGCAGGCGUCGAUGUGGAAAUCAAACUGGAACAUCCUGCGGACUUUUCCAAUCCAAAGCUUCUACCACCGCACGCGCACGGGCAACGUGAAGACGAAUCCUACACGCUGUUCUUCGCUAACAACAAUUGGUAUUUAUUCCUGCGGCUACAUGCGAUUCUCUGCGACCGUUUGCAUGUUAUGUAUGAACGAGCGCGUUUGCUGGCCAUCGAGGAGGAGCGCUGUAGGGUGAAUCGAAGGGAGAGCACAGCCACUGCGCUGCGGCUUAAGCCCAAGCCGGAGAUUCAAGUUGAAGACUACUAUCCCACCUUCCUUGAUAUGCUCAAGAACGUCCUAGACGGCAACAUGGACUCGAAUACGUUCGAGGACACGAUGCGAGAAAUGUUUGGCAUUUAUGCCUACAUCUCUUUCACGCUGGAUAAGGUUGUGUCCAAUGCUGUUCGCCAGCUGCAAUAUUGUGUCACGGAAAGAGCAGCACUGGAUUGUGUGGAGCUGUUUGCAACGGAGCAAAGGCGUGGCUGCACCGGCGGAUUCUGUCGAGAUGCGCACAAGACAUUUGACAGGGAGAUGUCGUAUCAGCGGAAAGCGGAGAGCAUUCUCAACGAUGAGAAUUGCUUCAAAGUGUACAUUUAUAAAAUCGAUUGCCGAGUAACCAUAGAGCUGCUUGAUUCGGAGCCCGAGGAAGUCGAUAAGCCGGCUGCGUUGAAGGCCCAGAAGUUCAGCAAGUAUGUGGAGCGGUUGGCGAAUCCUGCGCUCGGCGGUGGUGGCAAUACUGCCGGCUCCAAUUCGGCGCUCGGCAAUGACACCGUUGUAGAGGCGUCCGAUAUCAAGACGGAGGCGGACGAAGAUACUGCCGAGUUGCGCUACAGAGAAGGUGGAAUCGGAGGAGCACGCAAAGCGCGCUUUUUGCAGCGCAACAAGCGGAGAUCGAAGCUUCUUGAGGAGCAAGUGCGUCAGUUUUUUGAACAUAAGCGGAAUCGCAUUGAGCAGCAUGGUACUGCGGCGGCAGUUGAAUCCAUCGCCGUCGACAGUAUCAUUUCAAGCAGCAGCACCUCCGGCGGUGGCGGCAGUAAUAACAAUAAUAAUAAUAAUAACAAUAACAGCUGGGGCGGCAAACGUCUGGAGAGGCUGGGCGCCCCACAAGUGGGUCUGGCCGAGCAGUACGCCUUCAAUGAUCGCGACGAGAUCAGCACAAAUAUCAGCAACGGACGAUGUUUUGUGACCAGCAAGAAUCUCAAGCUACUUAAGUACGAUGCAGUGCGUCGUGCCAAGAAGAGUCAUUGCCGCGUAACUCAGGCGAAAUACGCUCACUUCCAAACGUACGUUAACAAGUGGCUUCAGCAACAUGUCAGCGAGCAACUGCAGCAGAACUGCGUCGACUGGCUGCUGGGCAAGACGGCAGACCAAAUCAAUGCCAGCGGCUGGGGAUCCGCCAGUAAAACCAAGACGGUACAGCAGAAGGAUACUUCGAAGACACCGUAUCGCAUCUACAACAGAUACAGAGUGGUGCAGAGUGUAGUGAGCGGUUUGAUGAGUGCCAAUGCUCCAACUCCAGAUGGGACAGUUCCGGCGGUCAACUCCGUGCCACCAGGCUCAGUUUCAACGGUGAACAAUGUGCAGGGAUCGGCGACAGUAUCCUCGACUUCCCACUCGAUGUGCAACAGUAGCAUUUUGUCCGCGGACUCCACCACCAAUACCAAUGCGUCACCACAGCAGCAGCAGCAUUGCAAUAGUGCAGCAGCUGCGACAACACCGAAUGCAGAGGCACUGCAACAGGUGCGACCCAUGGAGAGCUAACCGGCGUGAAUGGCAGCAACAACAGCAGUGGUCGCUGCAUGGCCAGAUUCUUCAUUCUCAUGACGACAAUGAGAAGAUGUGGGAUGAAUUGCCUGCAUUAAAAUAAAUAGUGUUUUAAAUGUGAUACCAGUUCCUCGACGCGGUCAUCGAGAUUGCAGCUAUACCAACCCGCGAUCGACUGUUUAAUGUCCGGCAUGGCAUUGGGCUCUGGAAAUUGAUUGAUGAACGAAGGAAAGCUCUUUUUCAUAUUGUACAAAAAGUCAUUUAAUCUUAGGCGAAAGUGCUCCUAAAUAAGAAUUUUAUAGUCUUACGUUGCAUAAAUUUUAGAAUUAAUUUUACGACGGCAGCGUCCUGUUUUAUUGAUGCGCUUUUAGAAUUAAGAUAUAAAGUUUAUAUGCCUAGAGCCACAUACACCUUAAACACAAUCGCAAGACCACAAUUUAAGUCACGGAUAAUUUUAACGAUUUUGCACUAGAAACCGAUCGAGACAGUUGUGCAGUAACUAGGAACCAGAACACGUCUGUUUAGUGUUUUAAGAUUUUAUAAAACCAAGCUCUUUUACUUUAUCAUAAGUGUAACGUAUUUUUAAUACAAAUCAAGCAAAACACCCACAUACAAACCUUGUACAAUUCCUUGUGAAUACUAUUGUUUAUAUUUUACGCGUUUAAGGUUAUUAAGUUAAAUUGUAAAAAUGUAUUGCGCAGAUAUUAAAACAAAAGUUUAUCAAAAGUGAA
Messenger RNA from Drosophila sechellia, 7847 nucleotides. It is a transcript of the gene Sin3A, whose product is annotated as SIN3 transcription regulator family member A. Gene Ontology annotation, molecular function: transcription corepressor activity. The record is from RefSeq and is a predicted model, not a curated record. Gene Ontology annotation, biological process: negative regulation of transcription by RNA polymerase II. Bases 934 to 7113 code for a protein of 2059 amino acids. Gene Ontology annotation, cellular component: chromatin; Sin3-type complex. The transcript has 12 exons. Lineage: Eukaryota; Metazoa; Arthropoda; Insecta; Diptera; Drosophilidae.